Messenger RNA from Triticum aestivum (bread wheat), 1463 nucleotides. Its product is annotated as protein FAR1-RELATED SEQUENCE 5-like. Bases 173 to 1207 code for a protein of 344 amino acids. Gene Ontology annotation, biological process: regulation of DNA-templated transcription. The record is from RefSeq and is a predicted model, not a curated record. The transcript is spliced from 3 exons. Gene Ontology annotation, molecular function: zinc ion binding. NCBI's taxonomy places the organism in Eukaryota, Viridiplantae, Streptophyta, Magnoliopsida, Poales, Poaceae.
UAGAGAGCUUCGAAUGGGUUUUCUCUGAAUUCAUAAGAAUGAUGGGUGGUGAAGCACCAAAGACAAUUCUGACAAGUGAAUAUCAGUUUUAAUUUCUGUGUCUCCCUUGAAGAUCAUCUACAGUCAUCUCAAUAAAUUAGUUAUUUGUAUUGUUUCAGAUCAGAAUCAAGCGAUGGAGGUGGCCAUAAAGAAUGUGAUGCCAAACACAGCCCACCAAUGGUGCAAAUGGCACAUCAUGAAGAAAGCAGAAGAGUGCCUUGGACCCCUAUACAGAAAACGGAAUAGGUUCCGAGCAGAGUUCCAUAAGGUCUUCAGCAACGUAGUGACAAUAGAUGAGUUUGAGACAGCAUGGGCGGUGUUGAUCGACAAGUACAACUUAAGGUCACAUCCAUACAUGGCACAACUUUACGAAACCAGGAAGAAAUGGGCAAAGCCAUAUUUCAAGGGGGUGUUUUGUGCCAAGAUGACGAGUACUCAAAGGAGCGAGACUGCCAACAGUAUGCUGAAGAAAUAUGUACCACCUGCAUGUCUGAUGCAUAUGUUCGUGAAGCAAUACAUGCGCUUGCAGUUUGACCGGGACGCAGAUGAAGCCUAUGAAGAGAAACGGACCCUGAUUGGUGGCGUCAUGCUGAGGCGUAACUUACCUAUGGAGCGACAUGCUAGCAAGAUAUAUACUCAUGCGAUGUUCAAACAGUUUGGCCAAAUCCUUUAUCAAGAAGGAUCUUACCGUCUGGAGGUGAUCGAGAAGAACAAGGUGUACAGGACAACGCUCAUUGAAGCAGAGGGAGGGGGAAAAUGUAUCAGGGUAGCCUAUGAGGUUAAGAUGAUAGAUAAUGGAGCUGAAUUUGACUGCGAAUGUGGUCAAUUUGAGCACAUGGGUUUGCUAUGCUGCCAUGUGCUGAGGGUGAUGGAUUAUUUAGACAUCCUGGAGAUACCCAAGAAGCACAUUGUGAAGAGGUGGACAAGAAACGAGCGAGAUGUCCUGCCUAUGGAAGCAAGCCAAGAAGCUGCUAGUGCAGAGGCCUAUGAUGGGUCGAUGGGGUUAUUCAAGGAAAAUGUGCCACCAUACGGAGAAGCAAGAGAUUGCCUAGGGCUUAAGGAUCGGCUAAGGCUAAUGACAAAUGAAAGACUAGGCGAUUGCUCUGUGCACAACAAUGAUAGUGUCGAUAACACAAGACCAGCUAAUCGGAUUAGCUGCUCCUUGUAAGAAACCUAAACCCGGAAGGCCAACAGCAUGAGAGGAAUCACCGUAGGAGGAGCUGAGCAAAGGAACUUCCCUUAGAGGCAUGACUUGCCAAAGCAGGGAACACUUGCUCUGAGCCCUCCCGUCCAUAAAAUUAGUGGUGGUUUGUAGCUUGAGUAUAUGUCGGUUAGAGUUGACUUUAGAAUCUCUUUUGUGAAACGGUUGCUGGAGUUAACAGGUGAUAAUUGAAUCAGUGCAGGUGCUGAUUUAUUGACAUUUA